AUGGAAGAGAGGCUACAUACUCUAUGGGCCACCUGGCUCAUUUCCUCUGUUGGUAAUCGAUCAAUCCUUCUUGUUGAAGAUAUCGACAGCCAUUCAAUUGAUCUGGGAUCUUCUAAGGAUGGUCUUGCUACGGGGAACGAGAAGAAAGAAGGAGGUCUGUCUUUGGCUAUGAUUUUGAACUCUCUGGAUGGGGUUUGGACUUCCUGUGGUGAAGAGAGGAUUAUCAUCUACACCACAAACCACAUGGACGACAUUGAUGCACGCCUUAUAAGGCCUGGCAGGAUUGACACGAAAGUUUACAUGGGAUACUGCGGCUAUGAUGCUUUCAAGACACUUUCUGAAAAUUACUUGGAGAUACAUGAUCAUGCCCUCUUCUCUUACAUACAGAGUAAGCUAACUGAAGUGCAAAUCACUCCAGCCAGGGUAGCAGAGGUCUUCACAAGAAACUAA
Brassica rapa (field mustard) is the source of this 450-nucleotide messenger RNA. RefSeq names its product AAA-ATPase At3g50940. The record is from RefSeq and is a predicted model, not a curated record. Lineage: Eukaryota; Viridiplantae; Streptophyta; Magnoliopsida; Brassicales; Brassicaceae. Gene Ontology annotation, molecular function: ATP hydrolysis activity; ATP binding.